Messenger RNA from Capsella rubella, 1492 nucleotides. Its product is annotated as pentatricopeptide repeat-containing protein At3g60980, mitochondrial. The coding region runs from base 13 to 1302 and encodes 429 amino acids. Gene Ontology annotation, molecular function: protein binding. Lineage: Eukaryota; Viridiplantae; Streptophyta; Magnoliopsida; Brassicales; Brassicaceae. Gene Ontology annotation, cellular component: chloroplast. The record is from RefSeq and is a predicted model, not a curated record. The transcript has a single exon.
UGUGCCCAUCCAAUGAUAACGUCUCUGAUCCGCGGCCUCGUUAUUGGUCGGCGCUUCUGCACCGCCGUGCCAAGAAGAGCGGAGGACAUAAUGUCAAACCCAGAUUUGCGUCCUACGCAGCUAUGCUUGAGAGUCUCGUACUUGAUCAGAUUCGUUGGAGAUCUCGACACGGCGGCGAAGUACGCUCGUUUGGCUGCUUUCACCGAAAUCGAAUCGGAGUCGACAAUAAUAACAUGUCAACACAUCAUCGGAGCCAUGAUGCGGGAUAAAAGGUACAAGGAAGUUCACGAUCUCUACUAUUUCUUCUUCAGUCAGAAGCUAAAACCCAACAGCCAUUGCUGCAACUACGUCAUCGAAUCUAUUUUCCAGCAAGGUCAUGUUGACGCAGCUCUCCUUUUCCACAGAUGUAUUGCCAAUUCUGAAACGGUACACGACUACCCAAGCAACGAUACUUUCAGGGUGUUGACUAAAGGGUUAGUCCACUUCGGUCGAUUGGACAAAGCCCAAACCUUUCUUAGAGACAGGACAUCCGAUAAGAUCCGCGACUACCCAGAUCACGUGGCGUUCAACUAUCUCAUUCGCGGGUUUUUGGAUCUUGGGAAUUUAGACAUGGCGAAUCUAGUCUUGAACGAAUUCAAACAGUUGUGUUAUGAUGCCAUGUCCUAUACCAAAGAUAUUUAUCUCGAUUCAAUUUCAGACUUUGAUAACAGAGUGGCGUUUCUGAGGGCGACAUUCAUGGAGUACUGGUUUAAGCAAGGUAAAAAGGUGGAAGCUAUGGAUUGUUACAACCGCUCUGUUCUAUCAAGCAUGUUAGUGCCUUGUGCCGAAACAGGUAACGCCCUUUUGGUAGUCCUGCUUAAAUACGGUGAAAAAAAACUUGCUUGGGAAUUGUACAAUGAAAUGUUGAAGAAAAGUGAACCCGACUCUGAUACCAUUAAGAUAAUGGUCGACGAGUGUUUUGAUAUGGGUAGAUUUAAGGAGGCUGUUGACACCUACGUCGACGCUAGUGACGCAUAUAUAUAUAUAAAGUGUUGCCAAGGAGCAGACUCUUUCUCCUUUCCUGUAUUUAGUGGCGGAUACGUUAUUGCAAGGUGUUGUGAAAGCGGGAUCGCCGAGAUGUGGGAUACAGCAGAGUGUCUCUUUGUUGAAAAUAUCGUUAGAGAUGAUUUCGGAUACGUUGAGGUUAGCCACCUUAAAACAUUGAUCGAUACUUACGUGAAGGCUGGGAGAAUCGACGAUGCCCUAAAUGUUUCCAAUACGUUGUUCGAUUUAGUUGUAAAGGAGGUCUUCAAUCUCUUCUGAGCAUUGUUCGUCGCUUUUUUUUUUUAUUUACUUGUUUUAGUUAAGACUUUAUAAUACAGUUUUUUAUUUUACUAAAAUUUUUAUUAAAAAAAUUACUCCAUUAUGUAAAAAGCUUAACACUUGAGUUUACAGAUUUUAUUUAUAGGUUUGAGUUUACAAGUCAGACCCAUUAUUAGAGUUUCAAUGGUAU